Molecule: messenger RNA, 1419 nt
Organism: Canariomyces notabilis
Lineage: Eukaryota; Fungi; Ascomycota; Sordariomycetes; Sordariales; Chaetomiaceae
Exons: 1
Coding region: 1-1419 (472 amino acids)
Source: RefSeq, a predicted model, not a curated record
AUGUCUCCCACCUCGUCGAAGCGAAGAGAUCGCGGCUCGGGGUUCCUGAACCCAAGCCCUCCGGCGACCACGAUGGCCCCCGUACGAGCGGCUGCCCCAUCUACCCCGGUGCAAAUCCCAACAAGACCGAAAUCUCGGGAUAGGCCACACCCGCACAACUCGCAUCGCCAUCAUGAGGACAGGAAACAAAACUCGACAUCGCGCCAUCGGAGAGGCGUGCAUUCUCCCGAUGCGAUCCCGCCUUCUGUGGCCGCCCUCCUGGCUAUCACCAGUAUACCCCCGCCGAAAGCAACGAGGAGCAUGCGGCAGACAAGGGAGGAGAAGAGGAUGACGGUCGAGUCCAUCAUUGAAAGGGCUCAGGAGUCCGAGAAGCAGCUUAGUUUGACCCUAAGCAAUGACCCGAUGAAUAUUCUUUUGACACCCCCCGAAGACCUCGACGGCGACGAUUUGUCCGCGUGCGACAGCGCCCUAGGAUCCGUCUUGUCUUCGCGAACCAUCUCAUUGGAAUCUAUGCCAUCGCUCAGUAGUUCACUCACUACUGAGACGCCUUCUUCGUUGGAAACACCUUACACGCCGCUGAGGAAACGCAAGGCCCGGCCAACCCGCCGUUCACUGGAACCCGUCUCUUCACCGCCGGGCGAAUCCGACAGUCACCCGCUGUCAUCCCCCGAGAUUGACGUCGAGGAACUGGAUUUCAGAGUGUUCGAGGAGAAAACAGAGCUCCCGGAGAAAAAGACCUUGCGCCUGCCUUUUCAGCCUUUGAAGUCUGCUUUCAAAUCAAAUCUGACCGCUUCGCUAAGGGCAUUGCGCCAGGCGGCUCGUUCCUUUUCCAACCUGAACUUCCCAUCGAUUCCGCCCGAGGACUUUCUCACCAGGUCCAUCUUGACUAUCGACCCACAGGUCCCGUAUACAGACGAGCGCAGACCGCCUCCGUUGGAGGAGGAACCCACGGCUGCCUUGCGGCGCUAUCUGAACCCGACUACUACUGCUCGUCUUGAGAAACCCCAAUUACCCGCUUCCUCGUCCGGCCCGGUGCUACGAACAUUUACGGCCUCGAUCCAGAUGCAGACUUACAAGGUGCAACGGUCCCGGAGCGCGCCUCCAACCGUGAAUCGCUCCCCUUCACCGUUGGCAGGAGGAGGAGCCUACUCAGCGGCGCAAUCGGCGCCAACGUCGCAAACAAAACCGUCGCUCGCGGAGUACCCCUCACCGGGGCCUCGGCAGCGCGAGAUGCGCGAGAACCCCGAUUUCAUCCGCAUUGCCGUCAUGGAGAUGGCAAUGCGGAAACGCGGCAAGCUAAGCGAGCAGCGACCGGGUCGGGCUCGUUGGGCGCUCCCGCCAAGAAAACCGAGCUUGAGACCGUAUGUGGUUGGGCCCGACGGGGUGCCUGCUCGAUGGGUCUCCUGCUCGUGUGAGUAA